AUGGCGUCCGCCGCUUCGGCCUUCGCCGCCCGCCGGAUCGCCUUGCUGUCCGGCGCCCACCGGAUCUCGCGCUCCUCCAUCGUCACGCGCGAAGUGACGGGGCAACACAACCUCACCAUCAGCGGCUACGCGGCGACAAGGAAAGUCCCGAUAGACUGGACCGCGACGUCGCCGGCGUUCGACGCGGCGGGCUACCGCUGGCGGAUCAAGUACGACCCCAACGGAAACAGCUGGAACGACUCCAUUUCCCUCUUCCUCGAGCUCGCCGACGACGACGAUGGUGCCGGCGACGGCCGUCAGCAGCAGCAGCAAGAAACCGAGCCCGUCCAGUUCGGGUUCAGCCUGCUCGACCAGGCCGGGAACCCGGUUCCCGAGCACACCCGCUGGUUCUGGGAGGUGGGCUACUUCAACGGAGCGUCGAGGAGCAAGGGCUUCCAGCGGUUCAUCAGCUGGAGAGACCUGGAGGAGUCCGGGUGCGUCAAGGACGACAGCUUCACCGUCCGGUGCGACAUCACCGUCAAGAAGCAGGGCAUGGACGUCGUGAUCGACGUCGGCGGGGAGACGUUCGAGGCGCACGGGUGGCUGCUGGCGGCGCGGUCCCCGGUCUUCGAGGCCGAGCUCCUCGCCGCGCCCAAGGAGAAGGCGUCCGGCGGGGUCGUCCGUCGCCGCGUGGAGAUCGGUGGCGUGGAGCCCAAGGUGUUCAAGGCGCUGCUCCACUUCAUGUACACCGACGAGCUGCCGUCCAAGAUCGAGGAGGAGGGGCAGGAGGAGCAGCAGGGCGCCGUGGAGGUCGCAAUGGCGCAGGGGUUGCUCGCGGCGGCGCACCGGUACAAGCUCGAGAGACUCAAGCUCAUCUGCGAGGAGAUGCUGUGCCAGCGUAUCGACCUGGACACGGUGGCCGGAUCCUUGGCUGUCGCGGAGCAGCACAGCUGCGAUGCUCUCAAGGCCGCUUGCGUGGAAUUUCUUUCGCUUCCGGGGAACCUCAAGGCCGCCAUGGAGACCCAAGGGUACCAGAAGAUUAAAGCCAACUGCCCAGUUAUGAUUGAGCUCAUCCUGAAGCAAUUAUUGGUCUAG
This is a messenger RNA of Miscanthus lutarioriparius, 1074 nucleotides long. The record is from the annotation of a GenBank genome assembly. Lineage: Eukaryota; Viridiplantae; Streptophyta; Magnoliopsida; Poales; Poaceae.